Peromyscus californicus insignis is the source of this 330-nucleotide messenger RNA. RefSeq names its product protein FAM24A-like. The coding region runs from base 1 to 330 and encodes 109 amino acids. NCBI's taxonomy places the organism in Eukaryota, Metazoa, Chordata, Mammalia, Rodentia, Cricetidae. The transcript is spliced from 2 exons. The record is from RefSeq and is a predicted model, not a curated record.
AUGUCUAGGUCUUUUGACCUCCGAACAAUAAUCAUGAUCGCCAUUGGUAGUGGGAUCCUGGCAGGCAUGUUUCUACUGAUAGGAGUUGUUCUCUGUCUUUACACCAAAAUAUCCAAGGCACUGAAUUCAACUAGAACUUCAAAAGAAGCAGGUGCUGUAAGCGAUACUGAUCCAUGCAAUCCAGGCAAGGUCACCUUUGACAAGAUCAUCCGGGCCAAACCCAUCGCUGCUGAGUCUUGUCCCACCCUCCAGUGCUGUGAUGACUACAGCAUGUAUGCAGAUAUUGGUACCCUGCCACCUUGCUUUUGUAGCAUAAGUGAAGGACUCUGA